Molecule: messenger RNA, 1665 nt
Organism: Annulohypoxylon maeteangense
Lineage: Eukaryota; Fungi; Ascomycota; Sordariomycetes; Xylariales; Hypoxylaceae
Exons: 3
Coding region: 1-1665 (554 amino acids)
Molecular function (GO): metal ion binding
Source: RefSeq, a predicted model, not a curated record
AUGCCGCCUCUUUGCAAAUUCUGGCAACAAGGCUAUUGUCGGAACGGAGCAUCCUGCCGUUUCGAUCACCCAGGUGAAAACGCACCCUCGUCGAACCCGUUCGGAGCCCCAAAUUCGAAUACCAAUCGAUUCAGUGCCUUAAAUUCCGGAGGAAAUAAGCCACAGGAAAAUCCAUAUAAAAUCACCGCAGACGUCAUCAGAGGUGACCUAUUGGCAGAGCGACCGCCAUGGCCCCUAUCGUGUUACGGCCCUGGGAGGGAUGCCCCGGAGCAAUUGUUUGGUGGCUAUCCACGAGAGCAAAGUCUUGAAGAGGUGAUGGUAUACAUCAAAAGUGCGAGCAAUCAGCAACAAGCAGAAACAGAGGUCAUGGGCCUUAUCCAGCAGGCCGAACAGCAGAACCAAACCGCCCUAGGCAAUCUUGAUGGUGCUAUACAAUUCGUGCUUUCGGCGGAGAACAAGCAUCCAAACCGUGUAGACAUCUGCAACCAGAACAACAACGCAAGCGGUGUCUUCGCUAGAGAGGCCGUUGCUGGUCCUCAAUCGGGCUUCUCAAACCCACUUGCUUCAGAUCCAUUUUCAUCAGCUCCUAAGCAGAACCCAUUUGGCGGUGGUACACCUGCAUUUGGUCAACCGUCGGCGAUGGGACAGAAACCUAAUCCUUUCGGUGCUGCAUCAACAACAUCAACUCCGGCCUUUGGCCAACCAUCCGCCAUGGGAGCAUCGAAGCCUGCGUUCGGGCAGCCUUCACAGAUGGGCGGAGCUGCUCCCGCGUUCGGACAACCGUCGACUCUAGGUCAGAAACCUAACCCCUUUGCUAGUGCUCCCUCUGGUCCAAGUGGCUUCGGCCAGGCUCAGACUACUCAGAGCGCAUUCGGACAACCAUCAGCUUUGGGACAGAAGCCGAACCCCUUUCUGGCCUCUGCGCCGUCAUCAUCAUCUGCUCCUAACCCUUUCUCUCAGCCGGCAAUGACUUCGGGACCUAGCCCAUUCAGCCAGCCAGCAAUCGCCAACCCAUUCGCCCAAGUCACGAGCCCUCAGCCGAACGACCAGCCGAUGGAUACGUCUGCUCCUACACCAGUUGCUAAUAAUCCUUUCGCAAAGCCGUCUGCUCCUCCCUUCGGUGUCCCAGCUAAGAAUCCGUUUAAUACCCAACAGUCAACAGGAUUUGGAGCCGUGGCGGGAAAUCCUUUCGCUCAAGCUCAAACGCAAGCACAGGCACAAGUACAGGCGCAAGUACAACCACAAGCACAACCCCAAUCUGCCCCUGCGGCUGCGGGCACAGCCAACCCCUACGGACCAAAUAGUACCAAACAACACCAGCCUCCAGAGAGCUAUAUCAACAAGGCUAUGAACGGGCAGAUCAUGUCAUUCAACGGGCAGCAGGUGAUCUACAAGUGGAAAGUGGGCGAUAAAUACGAAGACGAGAGGCCUCAGGGUCUACCGAUGGAACCACCAGUACCCGGUGUGAGAAAUUCAGACGGUUCCUGGCGCAAGAUCUUCUUCCCCAACGGCCCGCCCCCAUACAACCAAGAUACCGAACCGGACCCUUCGUCGUACAAUGCUACGAUUAAAGCGAUCUACGAAAAGACGAUGAACACAGGCAGGUUCGACGGGGAUAUGCCUGAAGUGCCGCCGAUGAGAGAGGACUGCAUUUGGUCCUUUUGA